Molecule: messenger RNA, 2129 nt
Organism: Equus caballus (horse)
Lineage: Eukaryota; Metazoa; Chordata; Mammalia; Perissodactyla; Equidae
Source: RefSeq, a predicted model, not a curated record
CGUGGCCCUGACUUCCGCGCCCCAGAGCCGGUGGGGGGCGGGCUGCUCACCAUGGCGGCUCGGGACACCGGCACGGCCAUCCCCGUGUGGCUGGCCGAGGAUGACCUGGGCUGCGUCAUCUGUCAUGAGCUGCUCACCUGGCCCGUCACGCUGCCCUGCGGCCACAGCUUCUGCCGCCACUGCCUGACGCGCGCGCUGGGCGAGGGGCGCGAGAGGCGCCACUGGUCCUGCCCCACCUGCCGCGAGAGCGCCGGGCAGCAGCCGCAGCUGCGGAAGAACACGCUGCUGCAGGACCUGGCCGACAAGUACCGGGAGGCCGCGCGCGAGCUGGAGGCCGGCCCGGGCCGCACCCCGAGCCCAGCCCCCCCCCCCCCCCCCCGUCUCCAAGAUCCUUUCGCAGUGAACAGUUUGAUUCUUGUCACUGCUGAAGAGGAGAAGGGGCGAUGGUCGCUUUCAUUUUUGAAAGGAGUGGUGAGGACACAGGAUGAAUCAGAGGGGGAAAUGGGCGUGCAAAAGGUCUGGGGAGUCUAUCUCCUCAUGCUCUGGACAUUUUUGUCACUUCCUUGUCUGAUUCCUUUAUCCAGUGUUUAUGGCUCCCUCCGUCUAAACCUUGUUCCUGGGUCCAGCCUUUUGUUCUGCUUUGCUCUUUUAAAGGCGGCAGCAAAGAAGAGCAUCACAGAAGUUGGUCCGGAGCUGGUAGAUCUGGUGGAACAGCUUAUAGACAUCGUCAAGAACCUUCAGAGUCAGAGACACCUCCCAGAGUCUGGACGAGACAAUGAACUGAGCAGCCCGGGCACGGCUUUUUCUGGUGGGAUGGACCUUUCCUUGGCUUCUCCAAAGGUGGUAACUUCCAACACACCUGAGAGAAAAGUGAGCGACAUUCUGCAUGACCUAGAAGAAAUCCUGGGAAAAUUACGAGAAAACUUCACGUGGAAAGAGGCCCUUGACUCACAAACACGGGUGGAAGUCCUGGAAGCUCCGUCUUCCUCUUCAUGCCCACUGCCUGACCAGAGCCGCCCUACGCCCAAGAGGGCCUCCAGGUUUGCUCAGUGGGCCAUCAGUCCAACCUUUGACCUCAGGAGCCUCUCCUGUAGCCUGGGGGUGUCCCAGGAUUGCCGGACGGUGACUGUAUCUCAUGACUCACAGUCCUAUCCCUGGAGUCAUGAGAGGUUUGCGACCUGCCAAGUUUUAUGUUCCCAAGCUUUCUCUUCUGGGCAUCAGUACUGGGAAGUGGACACUCAGCAUUGCAGCCACUGGGCAGUUGGGGUGGCUUCCUGGGGCAUGAGCCGUGACCACAUCCUGGGAAGGACCAAGGACUCCUGGUGUGUCGAGUGGAAGGGGACUAGCCAGCUCUCUGUGUGGCACAUGGUCAAGGAAACUGUCCUCGGCUCAGACAGACCUAAGGUGGUGGGCAUCUGGCUGGACCUUGAGGAGGGGAAGCUUGCCUUUUAUUCAGUGGCUACUCAGGAGCAACUUCUGUAUGAGUGCUCGAUCUCUGCCUCCUCUCCUCUGCACCCUGCCUUCUGGCUGUAUGGCUUACGUCCCGGAAACUCUCUGACUAUAAGGCAAGUAAAGGUAUAAAAGGUUCCUUGAAUGUUAAAACACAGUGUUUCCCUGGUCUCUUUGCCUUCAAGCAGAGACUUGACUUAAGAAUCCCACUUCGGAAGUUAAUAAAGGGUUAACUCAGCAGACUUGGGAUGUUCAAACUCUGCACAUUCCAAAGAAAAGACAGGCCCUUAACUGGCUCCUGGGAGAUAACUUUGAAGCCCUUGGAAUAUCCUGCCCGAUAAGGUCUUUGUUUACUAGGGGGCCUUGGGCCACACAGUAUCAGCUUGACUUCUAGAGGGGCUGGAGACUAAGGUCAGCCCUGUGGGCAGUGAGCCUGCCUACAUGCUGGACUCCCAGUAAAAGCCCUGGGCACCAAGGCUUGGGUGAGCUGCCCUCGCUGGCACCAUGUGAGUGGUCACACAUCGUUGCAGGGAGAACUAAGCAUUGUUCCCAUGACUCCACUGGGAGAGGAUAACUGGUGCAUCCUGGCCCCCGCCCCAUGUGCCUUUUUCUAUUGUUGAUAUUACUCUGUAUCCUUUCACUGUAAUAAACUGUAACCAUAAAUACAACAGCUUUGUUGA